Messenger RNA from Microtus ochrogaster (prairie vole), 3471 nucleotides. RefSeq names its product G protein-coupled receptor class C group 5 member C (gene Gprc5c). Gene Ontology annotation, molecular function: G protein-coupled receptor activity; protein kinase activator activity. NCBI's taxonomy places the organism in Eukaryota, Metazoa, Chordata, Mammalia, Rodentia, Cricetidae. The record is from RefSeq and is a predicted model, not a curated record. Gene Ontology annotation, cellular component: signaling receptor complex; intracellular membrane-bounded organelle; extracellular exosome. Gene Ontology annotation, biological process: G protein-coupled receptor signaling pathway.
CCAGCACGAAAGUGCUCUGAGGCCGAGCCUGGAGGGACCCAGCCUGGCCUGGGAGCCAGGAUGGCCACCCACAAAGCCUUGCUGAUGUGCCUAGGAUUGCCUGUGUUCUUCCCUGGGGCCUGGGCCCAGAACCAUGCCCCCCCUGGCUGCGGCCCGGACCUGGACCCUCUCUACUACAACCUUUGUGACCGCUCUGGGGCCUGGGGCAUCGUCUUGGAGGCGGUGGCCGGUGCUGGCGUCAUCACCACGUUUGUGCUCACGAUCAUCCUGGUGGCCAGCCUUCCGUUUGUGCAGGACACGAAGAAGCGGAGCAUCCUGGGGACCCAGGUGUUCUUUCUGCUGGGCACCCUGGGCCUCUUUUGCCUUGUGUUUGCCUGCGUGGUAAAGCCUGAUUUCUCCACCUGCGCCUCUCGACGCUUCCUCUUUGGGGUUCUGUUUGCCAUCUGCUUCUCCUGCCUGGUCGCCCAUGUCUUUGCCCUUAACUUCCUAGCCCGGAAGAACCAUGGACCCCGGGGCUGGGUGAUCUUCACUGUCGCCCUGCUUCUCACCCUCGUGGAGGUCAUCAUCAACACCGAGUGGCUGAUCAUCACCCUGGUACGGGGAGGUGGCCAGGUUGGCCCUCUGGGCAAUGGCAGUGCCGACUGGACCGUGACCUCGCCCUGUGCCAUCGCCAAUAUGGACUUCGUCAUGGCUCUCAUCUAUGUCAUGCUGCUGCUGCUGGCGGCCUUCCUAGGAGCCUGGCCGGCCUUGUGCGGCCGCUUUAAGCGCUGGCGGAAGCAUGGAGUCUUUGCGCUUCUCACCACAGCCCUCUCCAUUGCCAUCUGGGUCGUGUGGAUCGUCAUGUAUACCUACGGCAAUAAACAGCGCCACAGCCCCACCUGGGAUGACCCCACGCUGGCCAUCGCCCUUGCUGCCAAUGCCUGGACUUUCAUCCUCUUCUAUGUCAUCCCUGAGGUCUCCCAGGUGACCAAACCCAGCCCUGAGCAGAGCUACCAGGGGGACAUGUACCCUACCCGAGGCGUGGGCUACGAGACCAUCCUGAAAGAGCAGACAGGCCAGAGCAUGUUUGUGGAGAACAAGGCGUUUUCCAUGGAUGAGCCAACCUCAGCAAAGAGACCCGUGUCGCCUUACAGUGGCUACAAUGGGCAGCUGCUGACCAGUGUGUACCAGCCCACCGAGAUGGCCCUAAUGCACAAAGGCCCGACCGAAGGCGCUUAUGACGUCAUCCUCCCACGGGCCACCGCCAACAGCCAGGUGAUGGGCAGUGCCAACUCAACCCUGCGAGCUGAAGACAUGUACAUAGUCCAGAGCCACCAGGUGGCCACGCCACCAAAAGACGGCAAGAUCUCUCAGGAUCAGUCCCCGAAAAACAAAACGAGAUGGUAGAUGCCCUCUUCCCUGGACCACACCUCAUCCGGACACCCUCAUUGCUCUGCAUCCAGCUGAGCAGGGCCCAGCAGUUUCCCCACCUUUGUCCUUGGAGCUGGGAGGGACCAGAGGCCAGCAAUCUGAAGCUUUGGACUGAGUGGGGACCUUGGGAUAGGCCUGAAGCAUGUGACUGGUGCUCAUAGGGUCACCCACCCUCUUGCCCAUUCCCAGCCUCCUGGUCCCCAAGUGACUGCAGCUACAGGGAGCUGUUAACUCAUGUCUCCUGCCUUAACACAUCCCCUAAGUCACAGAGUCUGUGCCCCCAUGUGGUUCUCCAGGUGGUUGUUGUCCUGCUGUGAACGUCAGGUGCACAAUGCCACUGUUUUGACACUGGACCCUUUUGGCCAUGUUGGUAACCCAUCAGAUGUCACACAAUGGAUAUCAUAUGCAAACCACACAGACUCUUGCCCUACUCUGGACCUUCCACCAUCUUCUAGACUGGAAGAGGUUGCCAGCAAGGGGCAGAGCCCAGGUUGGGCAGGCUGUUUUUCAUGACCUGAGGAUUUCAGGUCCCAGCACCUUUGUGCCUGGCCUGAGUCUACCUUACCUUCAGUGAGCUGUGUCCCCUUACCAGGGCAGGAUCGCUCAUUCUCCCUCCCCACUGCCCAUCCCCACUGGGAAUGGGAAUCACAACACUUACCCCAAUGGGGGAAGAUUUCUCGUUGUCCAGCACUGCCGCACAGAGAACCCCACUUAAGAAUCGAAGAGCUGGUGGGCCACAAUGGUGCUUAGAGUGUUGCGCUAUGGAUGUACCUCAGUUAAACCCCUGGCCGCAUCUCCCCGGUCUGCUUUCGGCUUCUAUGCCAGCUCCCAGGAUGGCUCCUAGGACAGGUGCUGAGGUGGGAUUAUCUAGAUCUCUUAGGUUCUAGAGGUACCUUCUGGGGCUACUUGGACAUAUGUGGUUAGGGUCUGGGAAUUCCUUAGGAGACAGUGGGUGGGAGCCAUGGCUGCAUUCUCAGGGUGACUCGAACCUUUCCUCGGUCGGGCUGGUGGGAUGUGGGAUUCAGGGCUGGAGAUUACUCAUGGGAAGAUGUUUCUACCUCAGCUUGGGCAGCAGGUGUCCUUGGUACACCUGGACAAGCCCUACUGCUUUCAUCACUAGAGGAGCCUCUAGUGGCCUUGGCCUUAGGAUGUGCACCUGAGGGACCUGAUGGCUACCCAGGUCACAGAGGGCCACUUUCAGGCCUGCGAGCUGCCGACACCAAUGACUGAGAUGAUCAUAGUACCGGACCCUGGAACUGAGGUCUCCACAGCCCUGGGUACCAGAGAGAGCCUCCUCCAGGCCCUCUCCAAGUGUGCCCUGGAGCCCUUUAGCUCAGCACUACUUAGUGCCAAGGUAGACAGAGGUGAGGAUGAGUGACUGCCUAGGAAGGUACCCCAUGCUUAGUCCAUGGCUCCCAUGCUGACUCCUCUCUAGUAGCCUGUGCCUUUUAUUUUUGGGGAAAAGGUCCCCACAGAGUGGGACUGUACCUCCAAAUGUGACUCCUUCUGCCUUGACCUCUAUUGAAUGAGGGUGCUCAGUCUAUGAGUAAUACAAUACUGCCCCCACAUGCAUGCGGGAACGGGGUCUCCGUGGACCUCACACUGUUCUUGAUCUAGAGCUCUGAGACCCGUCACAGCAAGCAAGGGACUAGUUUGCUGUCUUAAACGAGUCUUUUAGGACUCUGAAAGCACCAGAUACCUAGGUGGAUGUGGCUGUGUUUAUUGCCCAAGUCCUGGCUGCAGCUGCAGCUCAGGAGUCAUGGGCUCCUAGAAAAUACAGAGCUGCCUGGAUGCAGAAGUACCUGUGGUCCUUACUUACCCUGUAUCUUUCAGUUCCGGUUCCAGCGAAGGACAUUUUUAGGAGGCUUGGGGGCCUCCUAGUUUACAGUGCUGUGUCGCUGUAUCCCAUACAAGGGAGAAAUGAGUAGACCCAGGCUUGGUUCAAGUUCAUCAUUCACAGGCCCGCCCCUUGGUCAAUGUCACACCAACACUGUUAAAUCCUACAGUGGACGUCAAUGGAGGAUCAACUUUGUAACUACUCAGAAUUAAAUGACUGCCCUU